Molecule: messenger RNA, 1002 nt
Organism: Hyaloperonospora brassicae
Lineage: Eukaryota; Oomycota; Peronosporomycetes; Peronosporales; Peronosporaceae
Source: the annotation of a GenBank genome assembly
AUGCGCAGUCGUUGUCUUUUGCUAGUGGCCUUCGGCACCCUUCUUGCAAGCUUGCCAACCGACGGCAAACUGGCAGGUUCUCCUGCGCGUAAUGCGACUGUCACACGCAUCGACGAGGCCGAGCCCAUCCAGGACAUUUCGCCUCCUCAGGCCCCAUUGAACAACGCCAGGACCGUGUCAAGUGCUAACAGUCCAUCAAGGUUGAAGGACACAGUGGUCGACGCGACUUCCCGCACAGAAAUCAAUCGCGAGGAGCGGAUGGAGUGGACGAUAGCGGAGAAGGCACUAGCGCCAAUCGUGAAUUUUAUUCAUGCGCUUGAUCUCAAACUGAAACAAUUGGGCUGGGAUGCAGAGACUCUGGCCCGGACCAAGAGCUUUUGGGAUCUCGCGACGAGUAAAGGAACCAUGGACGUCAACGAUUUCGCGCAGUUGGUGAUCCAAAACGCUCGAAUGCAUUCAAGUGAUUCGUACGUGUACGACGAAGAGGUGAUCAAAGUCUUGCUAUCGAUGAAAUCUCAGCAGGACGUGGCGAACCUGCUUGUCUCGCUUCAUGGGAUGAAGGGGUUCAAAGAUCAUGCAGUACGACUCCUCCGAGUGCAAGUCUUACAAAGUUUUGCCUUUAGAACCGACAUGUCGAAAGUGUGGACCGAGCUAAAGCUGUCCCCUAAAGAAGUGUUUGAGCUUCUAGAUUUGAAAUCCGGUAAGUUGCCCGUUUCAGCUCAGUCCCUUGUAGUUGAGUGGUACAAAUACGUUAAGGUUUGUCAAAAAGACGCCAAACUGUUUGCUCUGGAUAACAAGGCAGCAGAAGACCUCUUGUUUCAAGGCUGGAAUGUACCGGAUGCGGAGAGAGAUGAAUUUAUGGAGAAAAUUGCGUAUUUUGCUCGUGUUACCCGUUCGCCGCUUGUUGUCUACGGAGAAGGUAUACAAGCGGGAAGCAAAAGAUUGAAGGAAGAACAAGCACAGCUGGCGCAGAUGGCGAAGACGGCGAAGAACGAGGAGUAG